Molecule: messenger RNA, 1640 nt
Organism: Heterobilharzia americana
Lineage: Eukaryota; Metazoa; Platyhelminthes; Trematoda; Strigeidida; Schistosomatidae
Source: the annotation of a GenBank genome assembly
CUCUAUUAUGCUAGACACGCAGUUUCGCUUGAACAAUAUGUGAAUUCGGCAGUUUACGUGAAACACAAGCUUUUUGCGUUGGUAUCCUACCUUAUCCGAAAUCAUGACUAAUGAAGACAAUGAGUUGGAUAUUGACAGUCUAGCCGAUAUUAUACGUGAAAGUUGUCAUCCAAAGAAUUUAUAUUUCACACUGACUGAUCCUCCAGAUACCUUCAUUCCUGAGUUUGCUGAACUCACUCUGGUGCUAGACAAACGCUAUUUUCCAGUAUCUGCUGUAAUAGAUGAGAGAUUAUUGAGAGGAGAAUGGUGCAAUGUAGCUGCAGGGGCUGCAGCCUAUGCAUACAAAAGUAUAGGAAGUGGAAUGUCAGAGCCUGUAAGAAAGUGGCUGGCCAAUGCCGCUUGUUGUGCAAUCUUGUUCUCUUUGAUCGGGGAAGUGACAAAGGAGAAGAAAUCUCAUCGUCCUUCAGUAGUUGAUCAUCGACCCGGAACCAGUGGUGACGAUACUGACGAUGAUGUUGAUAGUGAUGGUGUUGUUCAUGGUCAUAUCAACUCUAUUGAAUAUGACAACGAAGAUGUUGAGUCCAGUACAAGUGAGCAAAGCAUCAAUGAAGAUACCAUUCCACCGAUUCCAGAUGAAACUGAUGGAAACUGGAUUUACGGGAUAUGGACUAAGCAUAAUAUGGCCAGUAUUGAUGAAAUGAAGUCAGUCCUACGGCCUGAAAUGAUGAAUGACUGUGUCAAAGUGAUGAUUGCAUCGGUGAUCUGCUUCUUUCAAGAGGGUUGUUACAUUCCGCAUAGAAGGAAUAACUACGCUAUGCAAGUCAUCAAAAGUAACCUGAUGAAUAGACAUGGAAUAGUAGAUGAGUGUGAUAAACUCUUCGUUAUGAGCACAACUGGUGGUUGGAUAUCGAAGGUGAAUAUACUGACUUUAAUAAUGAAACAGCGUCAGUUGAGCAGUGAACUGCGCUCAGUGAACAGUCUUGGUUUGGGCACAGUAUAUAUGAAUUCACGUUUGAUGAACUCAUUCAAUGGUUUACCCAGUGGAUGGACACAUGUAUAUCUAGUGGACUGUAUUGCUGAUAAAUUAGUUCGAUCGAAGUGUAUCAGGUAUUUUGAUGACUACAAAGCUUUAAUAUCACACAAAAAGUUGUGGCGUAAAUUGACUGAUAAGCCAAUAUUCUACCAUACAGAGAAUCAUCUGCUGACUGGGAAGAAAUGUGAUGUGGGUAAGAUAGAUUCUCCCUGUUUGUAUGGUCGGUUGAUCACAUUUCUUAAGUAUGCAGAUGCUGAUAGUGAGUUGUUUGCAUAUCCUCAGCUGAAGGUCUGUGGGAAGACACGUGAAGAGGAGUAUGAAGACUACUGUGAUAGAUGGAAUUCAAUAGUGAAGAUCAUCUACUUAAAGGAUGUUUCUUCUGAUGUGUCACACUCGGAUGAAUUAGAUGAUAAACUGAAACAACUUGGCAUUGUAUAUGAAUGUGAUGAGUAUCUCCUUCGUGAUUGCCUUCGAGUUUACGGUGUUACUGAUAAGUGAGCUGCAUCAAUGUGACAUUUCUCCCAAAAUAUUGCUAUUUUUUUCCAUUAUUUUUCGAAAUAAAUAUGACAGAAAUGGAUUUCAGUCAAUAAAGUGUUACUGUUGCCUU